AUGUCAACAAUGCAGCUCCUAGAGGAGGAAAGGCGUUUCAUCCUCACACACUCACACUCACGGGAGACCCUUGUACACUCCAACUGAUGCCUACGGUGCUUUAAAAUCAGCGGUUUCGGCUGUUGGAGGGCUGCGGGGACACAACAAUGUGGACUUAUUUCUGAGGAGCUGAACGCAGACGAGCAGGGAAAAGGGGGUGCUAGAGGGAGUGAUGUCGGCAGAAGAGGAGCGGGAUGGAGAGGGGGCAGCCCCCUUGUAUGUGUAUGAAUCCAAGGUCCACUGUGCCAACGUGCUGCUGAGCCUGGAGGAGCAGCGGCGGCAGGGCAUCCUGUGCGAUGUCACUGUGCUGGUGGAGGGCAGGGAGGUGCGCGCUCACAGGGCCGUCCUUGCCGCCAGCAGCCGCUACUUCCUGCAGGCCCUACUGGGGCACAAUGGGACAUCAGGAGAGGUGGAGCCCAUCAUUAACCUGCCAGACAAGGUGACUGCUAAAGGUUUUGCUCCACUGCUCCAGUUUGCCUACACAGCCAAGCUGGUUAUAAGUCGGGAAAACAUUCAUGAGGUCAUCCUGUGCGCUGACUUCCUGGGAGUUCAUAAUUUGGAGGACUCCUGCUUUCGGUUCCUUCAAGCCCAGCUACAAAAUGACAGCCAGCACGCCAGUAAUGGCAAGGUGGAAUACGAUGAGGACAUCACGGCAGACGAUGCAGUUUUUUCUGAAGCGAUAUGCUCGGAUGACUCUUCAGAGACCACGCAGCAGACCAAUCACGUAGCAAGCACUGCGUCACUUCCCACUGACCUUUCUCAAUGUCCUAAAUACAGGAACUAUCAGUACCAGAUCUGUGAUAACAAGCACAAUGGAGAAGACCAUCAUGGUGGUGAUUACUCCAACCAUACCUCAGUAAGUCCUGUGAGCUCGCAGUUUAGAGACAACAGCACUGCUUCACAAACUCUUCUCAGCCCCUCCAGGAUCAAAGAAGAACCAUUUGCGUUUGAGGGAGAAGGGGAUGAAAGGAGCGGUAGCAACCCAGAGUUGUGUACCGAGGAGGUGCUGGAGAUGGAGCUGGAGGUAGAAGGGGUUCCAGUAGCAGCUGAGCACUCUCCGAGCCAAGGUUCACCUUCUUCCUGUUUGCGCUCCUACCUCCAGAGAGGCGGCUUAGAUCUCAGCGGCGUGCCGAGCACCACCAUCCAGCAGUUACUCACCAACAGACUGACCCUCAACCACUACAAGGAACUGGUCAAAGACAGGCGGGAUAAGAGGGAUUGUAUGGGUCAAGUGGACCAUAAGAAUGCAGAUGGCAUUGGCAAGAACAUGGAUAGACCAGUUUCCAAAGCCUCCUCGUCUAAACAUGAGGGGGAGCUGGACAGAGCCAGUGUCAUUUUCUCUUCAGCAGCUGGCGAGCAACAGAUGUUGACCAAUUCCUACAUGGACGAUCAUCUCCGGGAAAAAGUCUCGACCCUGAUGCAGGUAGAAUCUCCUUCUGGUCGGUCCCACCUCCCCUCCAGCUGCCCUGUUCCAAUCAAGACAUCAGCGCACUCCCCUCCUCCUUCUGAGCCCCACACCCAGACGUCCAGCUCCCGGUCCUCCUUCUCGUACCCAGAGGAUGCCGGCAGCGGUAGCUCACCUUUCAACCUCCCCCAGUUUGACUUCUCCACAUCCCCGCACUCAGGCUCCACCUCUGGACUCUCUGUUUCGCAGAGGAACCCCCACAGCGGAGAGCUGGUCUUCUCUCAGGGUUGCACCAACAUCAAAAGUGAACAGGGCUUUGGUGCCAGUGGGGACAACUCCAGCGACGAGUCAGGCUCCUUCUCAGAGGGAGACAGUGAGAGUGGCUCCAGAGUUCACGCUCCUGAGGUGAAGCUGCCCUUCCCUGUGGACCAGAUUACACACCUGCCUCGCAACGACUUCCAGAUCCUCAUCAAGAUGCACAAGCUGACCUCAGAGCAGCUGGAGUUCAUCCACGACAUCCGCCGCCGCAGCAAGAACCGAAUCGCCGCGCAGCGCUGCCGCAAGAGGAAGCUCGACUGCAUCCAGAACCUGGAGGGAGAGAUCCGCAAACUGGUGUGUGAGAAGGACAAGCUGCUGAGCGAGCGGAACCAGCUGAAGGUGUGUAUGUCGGAGCUGUGGCAGAACCUGUCCUUCCUCUCGCAGCAGGUGUGCAGGGAGGUGCAGGGCACGCAGCCCCCCCCGGACGCCAGCAUUGACCUCACAUCCAACCCAGCAUCGCCUUCUGACCACGGAGGCUCGUCCCGGCCCCGCUCUCCUGCAUCAAGACAAAGCAACGCCGCACGUCUCAGUGAGAGGGGGCGGGAGGGGAGGCGGAGCCCCGAGUGUCCCUUGCUGCUGGGACCCCAUGAGGAAGUAUGUAGCCCCGCUGUAACAGUGGACUUCUGUCAGGAAAUGACUGAGAAAUGUACGACAGAGGAGCAGACCUAGAGGCUCACACUUGUCUAUACCUUGAUUUUCUUUUGUAAUGGAUGACACAUCGUUGUCUUAUCAGCAAUACUGUCCAACAGGUGUUUGUGGACUGGCAGCUUCCUGUCUCUCUCUGUCUCAUCCUGACUCCACUUCCUGUCUGCUUCCCUCCCUCCCUGGUGCAUCAUGGGAGGUUAAACUCAGGAAUUCCUCAGAAUGUUCACUAAUGUCCCUGUAAACACGCACUUUACUUUACAGUCCUGUCAAAGCUUCAUACUUACUUUGGUACAUACUAACAUAUGUUUAACUGCUAAGGGGUUACAGGACUUUAAAGUAAAAUGUUACCAAAGGUGUGGAUUUGUACAAUUUCCAUUGGAUGACGCGGUCAGAUGAACCCAUUAUGCAAACUUUCUUUGGUCAAAUUUCACUUGGACUUCUCAGAUGGACGUUUUUACACAGUUCUCUUCUGCCUUCUUUCAUACGUGCGCUAAGAGACAGAAAUACAUUACAAAGCACUGCCCCCCCCCCUCCCUCCAGGAGGAGACAGCCGCUCUCUGGGGGUCUGGAUAGAUUAAAGGGCCGCACCAUGUCUGACUACACUUCCACUGACCAUUUUUUUCAGCCAGGCAUACAAUGAAACAAAUAUAAGGAAUAAUGUUUACAACAAAUGAAUUUAGUCCUGGUUUCUUCUCAUGGACACAUGAACAUGACAGGAACUGCUAAAUGAAAUUGAUCUCAACCGUUUAAAGGGUUGCAAUGUGUAGACAUUGGUUCACUAAACUAAAAUGAAAAAAUAAUCCUUAAAACAACAACAGACAAAUAUUCAAUGAAAGGGUUUCUUUUUCAAGGAACCUUCUUUACUGGUGUAUUGUUUAUCAGGUAAAGUGAAAUAUAUCCAACAUUAGCUCUCUGGAAAACAGAGACAACAUUAAAUGCUUUAAAGACAGAAAACAGAUGUGCUGUGGAAAGUGAAGUGGUAUAAGUGGAAGGACACACUGGUGUGGUCUCUGAACAGCAGCUGGAAGGAUCAUAAGUGCUUUCUUUGUUUAUUUAUUGUCUUAAAGUAGAGUUUAGUGUCUGUACUUAUGGUAAUGAUGUAUUUAGCUGCACUGUUCUUGUAUUGUACAUAAGACAAGUUCCCCUAAUGAAAGUAUUUGGUUCAGUGUGUUGGUGUGAGACACUUCAGAGCCACACAUCGUAUGUGAAUCUGUUCAAACACAGAGCACCAUGAUCAAUUCCCAACGACCAAUCAGUGUCCCUCAUACAGUAUGAGGCUCAGAGCUCCAAACCAACACACUGGCACCGUAUUGAUUUAGGGAGACGCCAAAUUCAGCCGCAGUGAAACGUCGAUGGUGGGGCACGUGGCCGGGGGAGUGCACUCUGUGGGGGGGGGGGGCUGCUGGUGCAGCGGGGUCAGUGAAACCACUUUCAGCAGGUCAAAGUACAAUUUGGUUAUAUUUCACUGCACCAGUACGGACGAGGACUAGGCAACAUGUAUUGAGUUCUGACCAAAAGAGAUUUUUUCAGAGAGUAUAGCUGGAUUCCGAGGAAUACUUUGAUUUUUAAAGCCAGAGUUCUAUUAAUGUCAACGUUUUGAAAAUAAGGUCAAAAUGGUGAGAAUAUUGUUAGAAUUAUCAGGUUAAAUAAAGAUUUCCAAAUCUUACCUACCUAGAGAGUUAUUGUGCGUUGGAUGAGUUCCAGAGGAGGCCAUUGUUCCAACAAUCACCAACUCGAUUUAUUCUAAUGAAACCCUUAAUUUACGGACAAUUAUGCAAAACAAUAGCACACCCAUAUCAGCGAACAUACUUGCUGCUGUCUACACCUUUCAUUUAUUUAAUGAGGAAAGCCGGGCACCAAGCCAACACAUACUACAAAUGAAUACAUCUUGAAUUAAACCGUCAGUUCUGGAACUCCUUGAACGUGCAAAUCUCGCUAAAAUCCAACAGUUUUCAGUUUUUCUUUAUUGGUAACAGUGCUUUGAAUUUAAAAGGUUAUCUCUGACUUUAAUCUCAGAGUUUAAACACUUUAUUUGGUUCUUGGGUCUUAAAAUGUACCCAUACAUCUUAGAAUUCUGACUUUAAAGAGUUUAAUGUCGGAAUUGUGACAUCUUUCUGAAAAUUCUAACUUGAAUCUCCAAAUAAAUAAAAAAAGGCUCAGUAUUUAUUUUACAUGUGGCCUUUAUUGUCCUCCGUACAUCAGAAACUCAUUAUUGGCCCUUCAAAAUAAGAGCUCCUGUUACCAUGUGAUUUCAUAAAUGCCACUCUUAGUUUAAAAAAAAAUAAGUAAAAUAAUUGAUUAAAAAAAUAAAAACUAGUUAAUCAGAAUGGCAGCUCUAACAGAUUACAAAAACAUAAAUCAAUUACCUUUAGAGGAAGGUAUCCCUACAGCCAAUGAUAAUCCCAUGUGAGCUGCUGCUCAGAGUAACUGAAGAAACACUGCUCAGAUCCUUUAUUUUAUUCCUCAAUGUGAACUUUAUUUAUUUGGACUCUUGAUGUUGGGGGAGGGGGGUGGGGGUUUGGGGGGUGGGGUGUAGAGGAAAUUGCUUAGAUGUAAAUGUAGGUUGCUUCCCUUUCUUAGAAUUGAUUUUCUUAAUGGUUGUUAAUUUUUGUUAUUCUUCAUGAAAAUAAGUCUUUAUUUACAAGUCUCACAUGUUCUCGGUUGAGUUUCAUAUUUUAACUUACAAGAGGUGUGAGUAUGUUUACAGUUUUGUGUAUUUUUUUGUUUUGUAAAGAUAUAUAAGACCUGGGAAUUAAGCUUUUUUUUAAUUUACAUAAUUUAAUAGUGUUAUGAGAAAAAUAAGCAUAUGACAAGUGCAGCUACAAUGUUUGCCUUAGAGGUUAAAGAGGCCAAACUAUCGUGAGGGAACACAUGAUUUUAUUUCAUGGAAACUGCAUCGCAACAGUCAUAACAGCGGACGUGGCCCCUAUUUAUUCAUUUUGAAGCUUUAUUUUUUAACAGGAAGUCUCUGGUUAAACCUUUUGAUUGUUUUUUUUUACUUAAAUGUUCACAAAGUAUUCCAACCAUGCAGAGUAAAUAAGUGAUCGGCCCCAUUUCGUGAUGAAAACAAAUUAAAAAAAGAUUUCAAUGAACCUAUCGACAGAAUAUGUAAUGAAAACAUGUUAAAAACAUUGUGAGCAAUAAACAAUGUUUACAUUAAAAUUGAUAGAUUAACUAAUAAAAUUAACUAUAAUAAUUUGUCAAAGAAUAAAAAACAAAAACGCCACUUCCAUAAAAUCAGCUAGGUUCUGGAUUUCAUGACUGCAUUAUAUAUUUCUGUCUAUUUUCAUAUGAUUAUGUGUGACAUAAGAUUUAAUAUUGACCACUAACAGUCGCUUUAGUGUCACAAAGUCCCUUGAAUGAAAAAAAUGUAAUUAUUGAAUGAAUCAAAGGCAGCACUUCAGAGAUGUAAAAAAGGAAUAAUGAGCAUUUCAAUGUUUUCUCUUUUUCUUGGUCUACCCUAUUGACUGUAAAUUCCAAAUGUUACCUUACUGCCGAUCAAUAAGCACACUCUCUGUCUCUGAAUCAUUUUCUUCUGGGGUUUUAACAUCACUUCACUAUGGUAUAAAUGUUAAGCGAAGUUAUGGAUAAUCCAUCAUAGACUUUAUUAUUGUGCAGUUACGAAGAUUAUGAUCAAUUUGCUUUUAAAACUGCAUUAGCAUGCCACAAAAAAAACAAACAGGGACAGCAGGGAAAGCUGACAUGUUCACUUUGCCAGAUUAGCUAACACAGGCAAGGUUAACAUAUGUGUAGUGAUGAAAAGAUGAAAAAGACCUGAAAGAUCUCAGAGUCCUAUAAUGCGGAAAUCAGUUAGCAUCUUAGCAUUUCUGGUUCCCUGUUCUCAAAGUUUUUGAAAUGUGUUUUGGGUAAAUGCCUGAAAUAAGGUCUGUGGUUAACACAUGCUGGAGAGAUGUUCACACUUUGUUCUAUGACAUAAAUUUUGUCAGUAAAUACCCCACUUAGCUUCUGUUAGCAACUACUGUUCAUAAAACUAGCGGUUGCUAAGAAGUGACCAAAUGAGACAGCUAAACGUCAUCAAGCCAAACAUUAGCCGCCUUUAGCUUAGUGGUGGUGACCUGCAGCCAUGUAGUUGUGUAUAGCCUAACGUUAGCUUUCUACUUCACCCGGUUGUGUUGACGCUUCAAGUAUCAUAAAGUGGUCUUAAUAUGUGGAGAUUAUCCCGCUGAAAAAAAUGGGUUUACAAGUAUCAUAAACGUGUGUGUGCCACAGAUCUUAUGUUCUACAAUAUUCAAAAAUCCAAUGGAACAAUCCUAUUUAUUUCUUGUUGAGGGAGCCCUAGCGAUGCUAACUUCUGGGCAUCUAAAAUAAGCUGUCACUAGAUGCCAUAGUGAAGGUGUGGUACGUGAUGUAGAACCCCUGGUUUACACAGUAUCUCUAUGACUCCAUAUAUCUCAUGUCCACUAACUUGUGACUGCUACUCUCAACUGGCCAUUUAACAGUUCGAAUAGCAUUUGUUCUUCAAAGAAGUUUCCAGCUUCCCAAUGUUUUUGAACGCAGCUCUUACCUAGGCACAGUUAUUUAUUUAAACCAUGAGCAGUGGUUUUCAGGGAAGACAUUUCCUUUAACUAUUUUGGAAUCAAAUGCUUUCUUUAAUCACAACACAUAGUGGCAGACUAAAGGAAGUACUUACUUAAUCCAAUCUGUUUACAGAAUCGGGGCCGCUCAAAUCUCAGAUUGUGAUUUUUGAAGUUUUCUCAAACCUCUGUAGAACAGACCAAGCACUUAUCUACCUGGAUAAUUCAGCAUACCUCUUUUUAUGGGUACGGACUGUAUGAUAGACGUGUAGACAGUUUCUGUGGCGUUGUUUCUAACUUUUUACAGUGGUUACUUCAUUGUAUUUGUAGAUUUUUGGUGAGCCAUUUUUUACGUGUUCUUAUUUUUACCUGUACCUACAACAUGACUGUUAUAUGCAGAUUGAGCAUUUUUCAUUUCCUUUUUUUAUCUUUGAAUGUUCAAAAUGAGUUGUGUUUUGUUUAGAUUAUUUUGUAAAUAUUAUGCAACAUGUCAUGUUUUGUUAAUUUGGUAUGAAAAGGGUUUUGAAGAGAAAAAACAGCAUUUU
This is a messenger RNA of Eleginops maclovinus (Patagonian blennie), 7487 nucleotides long. RefSeq names its product BTB and CNC homology 1, basic leucine zipper transcription factor 2a (gene bach2a). Lineage: Eukaryota; Metazoa; Chordata; Actinopteri; Perciformes; Eleginopidae. Gene Ontology annotation, molecular function: RNA polymerase II cis-regulatory region sequence-specific DNA binding; protein binding; DNA-binding transcription factor activity, RNA polymerase II-specific. The transcript has 5 exons. Gene Ontology annotation, biological process: regulation of transcription by RNA polymerase II. Bases 212 to 2431 code for a protein of 739 amino acids. The record is from RefSeq and is a predicted model, not a curated record.